Messenger RNA from Anopheles marshallii, 855 nucleotides. Its product is annotated as LIM and SH3 domain protein Lasp. The coding region runs from base 1 to 855 and encodes 284 amino acids. The record is from RefSeq and is a predicted model, not a curated record. Gene Ontology annotation, cellular component: focal adhesion. Lineage: Eukaryota; Metazoa; Arthropoda; Insecta; Diptera; Culicidae. Gene Ontology annotation, molecular function: actin filament binding. The transcript is spliced from 6 exons.
AUGAAUAAAUCCUGUGCCCGCUGCCAGAAGGUGGUUUAUCCGAUCGAGGAGCUGAAAUGUUUGGAUAAGACCUGGCACAAGACGUGCUUCAAAUGUCACGAAUGUGGCAUGACGCUGAACAUGAAGACGUACAAAGGAUUCAACAAACUGCCGUACUGUGAAGCACAUAUUCCUAAAGCCAAAGCUACGACGAUCGCGGAGACACCGGAGUUCAAGCGAAUCGCGGAAAAUACCAAAAUCCAAUCGAACGUCAAGUACCAUGCGGACUUCGAGAAGCUGAAAGGAAAAGUGACGCAGGUUGCGGACGAUCCGGAAACGCUACGAAUCAAGCAAAACACGAAAAAUAUCUCCAACGUUGCCUACCAUGGCGAUCUGCAGAAAAAGGCCGCCAUGGAACGGCAGCGAGAGUGCACGGAAAUCAUCGACAGUAAAGCGAACAAUAAUCGACGAAUCGGUUCAGUCAACGACAUCGACCCGGUUAAUGGUUACUAUGGCUCGGUAGCGGAAAACUCGCAGGCGGCUCUAUAUCAGCAGCAGCAGCAACAGCAACUGUAUCAACAACAACAACAACAACAACAACACCGGCAAUCCCAGCAACAGCAACCGCAGUAUAUUCAACCGCCCCAACAGUACGCUGCACCCGCAUCAAAUGCAACGGGCAAAUCGAUGAGCAAACGCGUCUACCGAGCCCUGUACGACUACGAAGCGCAGGAUAAUGAUGAGGUCGGUUUCAGCGAGGGUGACCUGAUCAUCGAGGUGAACUCAAUCGAUGCUGGCUGGAUGACGGGACGCGUCGAACGCACAGGCCUAACCGGGAUGCUGCCGGCGAACUAUGUCGAGCUGAUGAAAAUUUAA